CCUCUCUCUCUCUCUCGGCUCAGAAACAGAAGCAGCCGCUCUCCUCCUCCUCCUCCUAUUCCUGGCCCGCAGCAAUUAGGAUGGAGCCCGGGAAUCGGAGCCUCAUUCAAACGCGGCGCUUCUCCCCGCCAGCCCCGGAUCCGGAAGCCGCGCAAGGCGGAGCCGGACGGAUUGCCGACCAGGAGGCGGCGGCGGCGAAGGUCAAAUGGCGGCGCUGCUGGGCAGGCUCUCGCCUUGGGCUCUGGGCUCCGGAGGGCAACGUGAGUGGCGGGCGGAGGGAGCCUGGGAAGGGGUCAAGUCCCGGGAAACGGGGUGCUGGGGUGGGGAGAGAUCGGGACGCGUGCAAGAGACGGGCAGGCGGGAGGCGCCUGGUGCAAAACAUGCCGCCUCGCCGCAAUUGCUGCAAACGCAAAAGUUACUGCAAAAGCUCGUAGCCUGGGAAAGGGACUUUUAUUUUAUUAUUUUAUUGCAUUGCACUGCACUGCACUGCACUGCACUGGGAGUGUUUCCUGUUCAGAAUCGGGUAUUACUCUUCUCCCUCCCCCCCCCCCCGGCCGUUUUAAUAUCCUUCCUUCCUUCUCUCCCUCCCACCCUUUGGUGACGUUUUGCCUGUUGAGGGUUUGGGCAGUUUUGUCUGUUCGCAUCGUCGUGGGAGGUGGUUGGGAGAUUUUAUCAUCUCUUCACUCCGCCCAGUGCCGGAUUUACCUGUAAGCUAAACAAGCUAUAGUUUAGGACACGACUCUCUUGGGGGCCCCCCAAAAAAUUUAAAGGGGAAAAAAAACUGGAUGGACAUUUCCAUAAUAUAAGAUAAAAAACAAAUAAAAUAAAACCUACAUACAGCAACAGUGUUUUGUGUUGUGUAGGCGCUUAUGAUACCUAUUAGGUCAGGGGUCAGCAAACUUUUUCAGCCGGUCCACUGUCCCUCAGACCUUGUUGGGGGCCGGACUAUAAUUUGAAAAAAAAUGAACGAAUUCCUAUGCCCCACAAAUACCCCAGAGAUGCAUUUUAAAUAAAAACACACAUUCUACUCAUGUAAAAACACCAGGCAGGCCCCACAAAUAACCCAGAGAUGCAUUUUGAAUAAAAGGACACAUUCUACUCAUGUAAAAACACGCUGAUUCCUGGACCAACCGCGGGCUGGAUUUAGAUGGGGAUUGGACCAAAUCCGGCCCCCAGGCCUUAGUUUGCCUACCCAUGUGUUAGGUCCAUAAAUUACCAUAUAGCAUAUAUUCAACACAAAAAACAGCAACAAUUGGUUGUUGACAAAGGACAGCUGGGCAUAUAAAGGGCCCCAUUACCUAUAGUAGCUUAGGGCCUCAUCAAACCUAAAUCCGGCCCUGGCUCCGGCCCUGAGCUAAUGGAGUAAUUCAUUAAUAAAAGAAUGGGCAACCCUUUUUCAAUACAGCCCUCUUAAUAGGCAGGGCAGUAUGGCUAAAUUGAAUCCCAUGUAUAUGUGUGUGUGUCUAUCUAUCUAUCUAUCUAUCUACAGUGGUGCCUCGCAAGACGAAAAGAAUCCGUUCCGCGAGUCUCUUCGUCUUGCGGUUUUUUCGUCUUGCGAAACAAGCCCAUUAGCGGUUUAGCGGAUUAGCGCUAUUAGCGGCUUAGCGGCUUAACGGAUCAGCUGUUAAGCGGCUUAGCGGAUCAGCUGAUAAGCGGCUUAGCGAUCAGCUGUUAAGCGGCUUAGCGGAUCAGCUGAUAAGCGGCUUAGCGGCUUGGGAAAAAGGGGGGGGGAAGGGGAAAAAACCCGCAGGAACUCGCAAUACAUUUUUGUCUUGCGAAGCAAGCCCAUAGGAAAUUCGUUUUGCGAAGCACCUCCAAAACGGAAAACCCUUUCGUCUAGCGGGUUUUCCGUCUUGCGAGGCAUUCGUCUUGCGGGGCACCACUGUAUCUAUCUAUGUAUCUAUCUAUCUGUGGUUCCCAAGCUUUUUUUGACCAUGCCCUACCUAAGCUUCUCUAAAAUCCGGAUGCCCGUCCCCCAUGACAUAUAAUUUUUAUUAUUCAAAAGGUGAACUCCUAUUCACGUGGAAGAAGCGUAAAAGGCCAUUCACUGUUAAUAACUCAUUCUUGAAUCCCCCCCCUUAAAAAUAAAAUUGCCCCCCUGUGGGGCAUGUGCCCCAUAAUUGGGAACCACGGAUCUGUAUGUAUGCGUUCAUGGAUGGGUUUGUAUUAAGAAAUCUUCAGGACAGGCCUGUUUUAUUUUCCCAUGCAUUACACCCAGGAAAAUAAAAUAGGCCUGGCCUAACCGGGCAGAGGGCCUUCUCGGUAGUGGCACCCUCCCUGUGGAACACCCGCCUUUCAGAUGUUGAGAUAAAGAACUACAGAACUUUUAGAAGACAUCUAAAGACAGCCCUGUAUCGGGAAGUUUUUAAUUCUUGAUGCUUUACCAUGAUUUUAUAUGUGCUCUAAGCUGCCUAGAGUGGCUUAGGAAACCCAGCCAAAUGGACAGAAUAUAAAAUGAUAAAAUUAUUAUCAUCAUUGAAUUCAUUGACGCUUACAAAUGAGUGUGCUUGGGAUUCGCAGCCCUUAAUCCUACGUUUUUCUAAGAAGUUAGAUUUGUGCCAGUUAGGCAACUGAACAGGAAACUUCAGAAAUGAAAAGGAAAUGGUUGCUAAUUGUACGCAAAUAAAUCAAAUGAAGUGCCCUGCAAAAGGAGGGUUAGUAUUGCUGACUUGAAAUGGCUGUGUGUUUAUGGGCCGUUCUUUUAGAUAAGCCGCUUUUUCAUUGAAGAAAGAACCACUUGUAUGCCAAAUAUUGGUAAACAUUAAAGACUGGAUCCAACAAAAUUAUCCAACGUGUGACAUCUACUUCUCAGCCAGCCUGGAUUCUAUGCCUCUAAGGAGAGGGUGUUCCCAGUUAGCACAAUGUACCCCUCUAUUUGGGAUACACUCCCUUUUUAAAGUCCUUUCCCAGGCACUGAUGAACGGUUCUGGUGGACUCAGAAGCUUGCUUGCUAUUUUGUGACAUUUUAGUUGACCAUUUUAAAGAGACUUCAGAUUUUUAAAAAUAAAAUAAAAUAAAAGUGCAGUGUAACCAGUAGCUGUGAAUGCUAAUGUAACCUGCUUCUUCCUCUGUUUAGUUUAUUUGAUGGGUUUCUCUCUGAAAUAAACAUUUAGCAUGCAGGAUUGGCAAACAGCAGCCCAGCAGAUGAAAUCACCAUCCCUGCUGUGAAAUAAUCUUGGUGGUAUUUCAUCUCUGCUCUACUAACACCACUGGUUCAAACAUCCUUGUCUACAACAUGUGACAGUCUUUAAAAACUGUUCCAAUAACCUUUUAUAUAUAUAUAUAUAUACAUACAGGCAUUUAAUAUAUAGCCUGCAAAAAACAAAACAGCUUUUCUUCCUUUGGUAGUACAAAAGCCAGCAGUUAUUUGGCUCUGCAUCUAAAAAAUAAAAAGGUCACCCAGAGUGCUCAUAAUUGAGUUGCAGUUUGAACUGGGGACUGCUGGCUCACAGCUCAUGGUCGUCACCGCAACACUGACCAGUUCUCCCCAACCCACCCUCUCUCAACUUUCAAAAAAUGUAAAACACUUUAGUAUUCAGUGGCUGGUGUGAGGUUUCUUUCUCAGUUUAAAUAAUUGUCAGUUUAUAUCCCCCCGUUUUGAUGAGUUUUUCGUUUCUCUCUCUCUCUCUCCACAGUUUUGCCUAUUUCCCCCCUGAGUGCAGUUGCAGUGAGGUUUGCAUCUAAGAAGAGUGGAGGCAGCUCCAAAAAUCUUGGGGGAAAAAGUCCUGGGAAAAGUUAUGGAGCUAAAGUAACGGAUGGUAAGUCCCUUGUCUCUUUUUGCAGCUGCCUUUCAGUUUAUUUUUCUUGCUGCCAGCUGUCUGGCUCGCACAGGGAUGCUUUCAAGAAGGCAUAUAUUAUGAAUGUGUGUUGGCAAGACUGGCCAGUAGGUGGCAGAAUUGUACUGACCAACAACAGGAUUCUGCUGGCUUGGAAGCACACAGUACCGCUAACUGAAAUUUGUGCACGGAUAUUCAUUCUCUUUGGGAUGCAAAUUCAGGAGUUAUGCAGCAAGGGAGAGCCUCAAUAAGUGAAGUGGAAUGCACCGUCCAGUUUACAUUGCAUGUGUUACAUUGCAUGUGCACAAGGUGUGGAGAGCUCAUUCGGUAGAACACGGGACUCUCAGGAUUGCGGUUUGAGCCCCAUGUUAAGCAAAAGGCAGGGGGUUGGACUAGAUGACCCUCAGGGCUCCCUUCCAACUCUGCAAUUCCAUGAUUCUAAAACCUGUGGCCCUCCAGGUGUUGCUGAAUUACAGCUCUUGUCAUCUCUGACCAUUUGGCCAUGUUUGCUGAAGCUAAUGGGAGUUGCAGUUUGGCAACACCUAGCAGGGGACGUGCAUGGAUAGUGCUGUGUCGCCAUUACUCCCAGGUAUUGACAUCCUUAGGAUAAGCACAGGGUUUGCAGAAGUAUUAAAAGUCAUUUGGAGAGAAUGCUAAAGGAAGGCUCUGUGUGAGUGAGAGACCGAGACAGGUUUUCUAAUUUAUGUGAUCUUGCAUCAUCUGAAAUGGGCAUUCCUUCCUAAGAAAUGAGAAUAGUUUUUGUUCCGUGGAGCAAUUCCUAUUCAGCUUGCCUGCUUUCAUCACGGAAGCCGAUUUCUUCACUUCAUUGCUUCAUCUUAACACCUUUUGCAGGAAAGUUUGUCCACGCCGGCAACACAUUGGCGACACAGCGGGUGAUUCGCUGGCACCCGGGGGCUCACGUAAGUUAUUCUUUUUGCUAUUCCCAAGAGUGUUUAUAAUUGAGACUUUGCUUGUUCUGCUCCACCUUCAGCAAUCUUCCUGCUUCCUUUUUCAUUCUACAUUAUCCUGAAAUGAGCCAAGUUUCUUUAUACUAACCUUCUCUUGAAGGCUUCCAGGGGAGUUGCUUAUUCUAACAAGAAGAUAUUGGAGCCUUCUUAGUUGAAACAGCCCUCGCUUCCAAAAGUAAAGCUUUUGCAACCCUGUUUUAAGUGACAUUUGGAUUCAGUGAACAAUAUAGUUCAGCUUCGCGCACCUGAAUGUCUCGGGUACAUUGGAAAAACAUUGUUCAGUCAUGGAUCUAAAAAUAAAUGCGCAAAUUACACUGUAGCGGGAGAGCACAGCUCACAGUGUGGUAAGACAGGGGAGUUCUGCUUGCUGCACAGCCCAACUUGCAAUAUUUCGAACUUUUUUCUUUUUAAAAGAAAGGUCUAUUUGCAGAGCUCCCGAACCAUGCCAGGAAAUACCUGGGCAGAAUAGUGUAACACAUAAUCCCAAAUCCCAAUGAAGCCAAACCCAUUUGAGAUAAGUCUCAGGUGACCUGAACUUACUGUAGGCGUGUUGAAAUCACUUAUGAGCAGGUGAGGUUUGGCCAAGCCCCGUAUCUAGUGCUUUACAGCAGGUGCAUAGGCAGAUGUCAGAGAUGGGGAAUGCAGGCUGAUGGGUGUUCCAACAAUAUCUGGAGGGAUGCAGGUUCCCCCAUCCUUUACUACCGUAUCUGUUCCCUUUUCUACUGAGCACCCUGACAUCCACCAAUCAGAGCCAGGUGCAAAAUCAUGGCUGAAAGUUGAGGGAGGGAGUCAGGUGUAAAAUGGUGGUUUUGCAGCAGAGCUAAUAACCUACUGCCUCCCAGGAGGCACAAACACUGCAAUGACCUGCAUAUAAAAAUACAAAUCUGAAUCAGAGAACUUCUGGCCAAAUUUAAUAGCCCAGCUAUUAAGUAGCUUUAAUCGUUUUUUGAUGUGGUCUUUUAAAUUGUUGUGACCUGCCCUGGGAUCUUAGGGCGAAGGGCAGGCAAUAAAUCAAAUAAUUAGAAGCAUUUCUAAUAGGAAGUGUAGGGAUGAAGCCUUUUGGUUUUGCUCUUGUUCAGCACUUGAGAGCCAUAAAUGCUUGAUCAUCCAGUGAUCUACUUUUUGCCCAUCCGUAUUUUCAUAGGAGCAAGCCAAGUGGGGUGAAAGAUCCAAUGGGAAAAGUGAAUGGGAGUAGCCAGCCAGCAGUUUAAUAAGUCUUAUAUGGUCAUGAAGCGUUAUUGUCGUAUGCCAUGGCUUCCGUCUUCAUGGCAGCUCUGUGAUCAGACACCCAGUGGCUAUGCAAACAGCCUUCCUCCCAUGAGCAGAGCCAUGACUUUAGUUACCUAUGUACCAAAACACACCAAGGUGCUACCAUGUACCACUGGGCAUCACUGCUCUGCUCCAGAGUCUUAAACUUUUCUCCUCUUUUAAUUUUCCCCGUUCACCUGCUAAUAGGUGGGAAUAGGCCGCAACAAGUCACUCUACGCGCUCGAAGACGGGAUUGUGCGAUACACGAAGGAAGUCUACGUGCCGCGUCCCAGCAGCAAGGAAAGCACAGAGGUGAUCUGCCAGUUACCCAAAGGGGCUGUGCUGUACAAAACUUUCAUCAACGUCAUUCCCACUAAAGAGGUGGGGAGUUUCAAGUUGGUCAAGAUGCUCUGAGACUUUUGAGGUCUCCUGGACAACAGCAAGGAACUGGUCAGCUUUAUCCGAGCCCAGAUAUAAACAGGUCUGAAAACACUGCUGUGGUUCUGAAUGGACUUCUCCUGCUCAGUCACCUGUGGUUGGCUGCUCAAUACAUUCUAGGCACCUGGAAUGUAUUCUCAACAAAGGGGAUGUUGUUGAAAUUUCUUUUCCAAAAUAAAUGGGCAGUUCUAUCAUCUUACCAGGAGAGCUAAUUCAAGCCGAUGUUUUCAUAUGAUUAGCUCUAACGUAAUGGGAGGAUUUUGAUGGGCUGGAUUGGAGUCAGGUUCUGAACAUGAAAGUGCUACUCUGGCAAUUCUCAGAAGAUUUCACACAGCAGCCUGAACGUCUAUAAAUGCACAUGCAAUUAUUUCUCCUAAUAUUUCAACACAGGAGUGGUUUGAUGGAGGCCAUGAGCAAUGAGCCCUCUGCUACAACCUCCCCAAAUGCCCCCCACCCCCAUCCUGAUGGCUGUUCUUCUCCACCUGCAUAGCAAACUUAUUGGGAGGGUGGGUGCAGAAGGGCAGCAGUGGAACAUGUGUAGAUCCACUGGGCAAAGUAGCUGCAGCAUCUCCCCAAAAUACUCCUGGUCCAUGACACAGCAGCAUACAUUGGGGCCCAGAAGCACAGAGGGUUAGGCUGCAGCUGCUCUGCUCAGCUUACACAAAGCAUUCAGACAUUGGAUGUUUUUGUAGUGUCUGUUGCUGAUUCAGAGUUGAUUUCUAUUUCCGGGGUUCAUUACUUUGAAAUGCUUCUGCGGUGGUGCUGGCUGGCUUUGACACAUAUCAAGCCCUGCAUCUGUAGCCUUGUCCUUCCAGCAUCGGCUACCAUAAAUAUAGCGGGAGUGGGUGGCACUGGGGUCUAAACCACUGAGCCUCUUCGGCUUGCUGAUCAGGAGGUCGGAGGUUCAAAUCGACACGACGGUGGUGAGCUCUGUCCCGGCUCCUGCCAACCUAGCAGUUCGAAAGCACGCCAGUGCAAGUAGAUAAAUAGCAGCGGGAAGGUAAACGGUGUUUCUGUGCACUCUGGUUUCCAUCACAGUGUCCCGUUGCGCCAAAAGCGGUUUAGUCAUGCUGGCCACAUGACCCAGAAAGCUGUCUGUGGACAAAUGCCAGCUCCCUCGGCCAGUAAAGCGAGAUGAGCGCCGCACCCCAUAGUCGGCUUUGACUGGACUUAACCAUCUAGGGGUCCUUUACCUUUACUAUAAAUAUGCAGGAAGGACCAGUGGCUUUGGGUUUUUUAAAAACUCUGGCCUACUGAGCUGGGAAGCAGCUGUUAGCACAGUAAAGAGGGCAGACUUGACGCAAUGCUUUAGGGAGACGCCUGGGCCAUUCUGCUCCUAGCCAGGAGUGCCGCAGGCUGCCCUUUCAUGCUUUCGUCUGCCCUGUGUGUCUGGUUAUGUCCCUCAGUUUGCUUUUGCCUCCUGCGCAUUUAAUCCAUUCUUUUUUAAAAAAAUCUGGGAUGUAGCAGCUCCCUCCAUUUUGAUUUUCAGAUGGGAGGGGAAUUCUACCAUCUGAAACCACGUAGCCAUAUACACAGGAAACACCAGCAUUUGGAAAAAACAAAAACCUAGUAAGAAAAGGGAAAAUAAAUGAUGCAAUGCAUGCAUGAACGCAGUAGAUACGAGGUUGAAUCCACCAAAAUCGCUGCUCGCAUGGGAUGUCUUUGGCAACACAACAGAACUUCCCCUGCCUCUGUGUACCUUCUGCACUGCCAAUAUCCGCAGCAGAGGCUUGGGGGGGGGUGGAUGCCCAAGGAGAUUUGGGGUGUGUGGAAAGGGAGGGAAGUUCCCUUGUGCCUGCAUCUGUUUUCUAAUGGUAAUAAUGCAGAAUUGAUCUGCAGUGAGCUUUUAUUUCUGGAAUUUAAACUAGUUUGUCAAGUAGCACUUUUCAGGGGCAAAAAUAUACAACGUAGCUAGCUAGUGUGGGGAGUUCGUAGGGGAGGAAAAAGAACUCAGUCUCCAUGGAUUCUAGAAUAAAAUAAUGUGUAUUCAGCCUUAGUGUUGUGUGUCUGCACUCGCCAUAAUUAUAGGCUGGAACCUGUAUGAAACAAAAGAAUCACUGCUGACCUUCUCAAUUCCACACAAAGGAAUUUGGCUAACCACCCCCCCCAAGCAUUACACUCACAAAGUUGCAAUGGGAAAGGAGGCCCCCAAAACAUUUUUUCUCUCUGAUCUGAUUGUUUCAGUUUUAACAAUGGCAUUAGGAACAUUUUAAAAGCCUCUUUGUCAAAUACAAAAAAACAACAACCAUCCAGAUAACAAAAAUCAAAGAGUCGAACUGACAGAGCAAUCAAGGAGAGUAACCAAUGACAGGAGUGAUAGCUAUCAGUUAUCACCACCUUCCUCCCCUCCUGGGGGAGAUCCCUCUUGUCUCUGCAUGUAACCCUUUCUUGGUUAUAUGGCUUGGCCCCUAAAACCUUGGGCUGCUUCAGACUCCCAAGAAGGGAGGGAAUUCCCUGCAGAAGCUCCCGAUCCUGCCUUCUGCUGUCCUAUUUGGACUUGCAAAACUGCCCUGCAGCAUUGAAAGAAAAGAGAGAGAAAUCCUCAUUGGAAUUUGUCCGAGAAUCAGUAGAAACAGCUGGAGGCAAAAUACAUUCAUUCUGUCACUUGAAGCUGCAAUCCCUGAUAAGCGACACUCCUUAAGACAACCAGAGAGACAAAAGAAACUUUCUCCUGUUCAGGCUUAAAGUUUGCAAGUUUGGCAGCUCCCACUGUUUUCUUUUUAAUGUAAUAGUUGCUGGUGUUUCCCUCCAAGGAUGCUCUUUGAACAGGAAGUGUUGGCCUGCCUCUUGAAAAAUGACAAGGGGAGCCUCUCGCUGGCUUGGUCCAAAGUUUGACCCUGCAGGCUGAAAUCUCCAUAGGGUUUUCUACGUGGCUUUUCAAUUCCUAGGGCAAGAAGGCAGCCCUGAGGGUAACUGAUUCCGGCCCUCUGCCCUGAGAGACAGGGGUUCCUAGAUCUAGUCUCUUCAAAACUCCUCUGGCCUUGGAUACUUCAAAAGGGAGAGACCACAGCUUCCCCCAAGUGGUGUACACAGGCACUGUUCAGCCGUCCUCAGGCUCAGUUCCAGAAAGAGCUGGCGAUCUCCUAGCAUUCGCUCUCAAUACUGUAAUACUAGUAAGAAAAGGAAAGGGGAACACAAAAAAAACUUGGCUUUGUGUCGGCUCUGGAGAGUUCCACCCAGUUCCUUUUGCACCUGGAAAGGUUUGGCAGGCUGCUGCUGUGCAGGUGAAACCCACACCCCAAACUCUGGCAUUGUCCCAGACACAGGGGUGGGCUGGGGGGACGGACCCAACCUGCAGCCUACACUGAAGUGUUCCUCUGAGCAUGAUAAGUUGGCGAAGCUUGCAGCAUGUCCGGCAAGCUCUGUCCAGCUGACAACUCCGAACCCGCUCCAGUUCCUGGUAAAGUUGCAGGGUACCUCAGGGCUUGCUCGUAGGGUGGCGGUAACUGUAAAAAAUAAGAAGCAGCUUGUUAUAUCACCUCCUGAGAGAACCACAAACGGCUCUGCCCACUUUGGCCUAUGCAAAUGUUUUUUUACGGAAUGCGUUUGCCAAGGCUCAGUUAUUGUGCCAGCUUCACCCACCAGCCUCCACCACACCUACUUUGCCCAACGUCCACACACCAGUGAGCUUGGGUUCCACGAGCCUCACCCCUUAUGCAACUGCAUCGCACAAUUCACGGCCCACAGGUGUGCUCCUGAGGCAGAAGCUGAGCUGAUUUGCUUCCAUGGUGUCUUCCAAAGCAGUGCUGACAAAGAGCUGCACUGUUUGUUCAUACUACAGUGGUACCUCAGGUUAAGAACGUAAUUCAUUCCGGAGGUCCAUUCUUAACCUGAAACUGUUCUUAACCUGAAGCACCACUUUAGCUAAUGGGGCCUCCUGCUGCUGCCGUGCCACCGGAGCCCGAUUUCUGUUCUUAUUCUGAAGCAAAGUUCUUAACCUGAGGCACUAUUUCCGGGUUAGCGGAGUGUGUAACCUGAAGCGUAUGUAACCUGAAGCGUAUGUAACCCGAGUAUGUAACUCUGGUUACGAACUUAAUUCGUUCCAGAGGUCCGUUCUUAACCUGAAACUGUUCUUAACCUGAGACACCACUUUAGCUAAUGGGGCCUCCUGCUGCCGUCGCCGUGCGAUUUCUGUUCUCAUCCUGAAGCAAAGUUCUUAACUAUUUCUGGGUUAGCGGAGUCUGUAACCUGAAGCGUGUGUAACCUGAAGCGUCUGUAACCCGAGGUACCACUGUAUUAGAUUCUAUGUCCUGCCUCUCCUCCAAGGAGUUCAGACGCAUGCCGCCAUUUUAUCCUCCUAACCAACCGUGUGCGGUAGAUUUGGCCGAGAGACAACAACUGGUCCCAGCUCCCCCAGGGAGCUUAAUGGCCGAGUGGAGACUUGAAUUAGGGUCUCCCAAAUCCCAAGCCUUGUUAAAAGCAAGGUGUGGUGAUAUUGGCUCUGGUUUACGGGAAUGGGUUAGAACCUCAGAAAUAAUGAGCUGACAUACAGCUGUCUCCCGUUAAGGUUUCAAGGCCGGUGUCACAAGUUAAUUAGACCCAUGGUCUAAGUUCCCAUAAAACCUGGGUUGCUGGGAGUUCUCGGCAGCCAGCCAAGCAGGCUUUGGGGCUUUUGAAAGCAUCUUGUUCCGUUGCUCAGCCUACUGAGAUUUAGGUGUGUUAAUUUAGGUGUGUUUAUGUUAAUUACCUGGAUAAGUUAGUUUUGCUGUUUUCUUACCUUCUGAGCUAUGUUAAUCUGUGUAAUUAUUUGGAGUUUCCCCCUCUCUUGUGGAGUUUUGUUUUAGUAAAAGUUUGCGUAUGAUUUUAUGAAAUGUGGUCUGAUCUGAGCUGAACCCUUUCAUUUCGACCACACUUUUCGGAGCACGGGUCAUCAUCCACCACAAACAGCUAUAGCAGCCUUCAUAUUGGAUGGAUUCCCGCCCUAAAUUGAUUUUUGAAUUCAGAAUUUAUUGUUAUUUAUGUUUUAUACUGUAUUUUAUGCUGUUUUUUGUUGCAUCAAUUAAGUGUU
Molecule: messenger RNA, 11438 nt
Organism: Podarcis lilfordi (Lilford's wall lizard)
Lineage: Eukaryota; Metazoa; Chordata; Lepidosauria; Squamata; Lacertidae
Source: the annotation of a GenBank genome assembly